Molecule: messenger RNA, 2403 nt
Organism: Lycium ferocissimum
Lineage: Eukaryota; Viridiplantae; Streptophyta; Magnoliopsida; Solanales; Solanaceae
Product: receptor protein kinase CLAVATA1-like
Exons: 2
Coding region: 324-2282 (652 amino acids)
Biological process (GO): protein phosphorylation
Molecular function (GO): protein kinase activity; ATP binding; protein binding
Source: RefSeq, a predicted model, not a curated record
GUCUAUAAAUCUGUAUUGCCAUUGUCACUGUUUAGGAAAAUCAGCAUAAAUCAUGACAAGAUACUAUCACCAUGAUAUUGUCAUCAUUUUCUUUCUAUGUCUUCCACUCCAUUCAAAUUCUCAAACUAUUGUAGAACAUGGUGAAAAGACCAUCUUUUUAGAGCUCAACCGUUCGUAGGGAAAUUUAUCAGAGUUCCUGAUGGGGAAUCUCAGUUCUUCCCCUUGCAGUUGGUCAGGCUUUUUUUGUUCUCGUGGUCCCCCCUUGCAGGUGGUCAGGCAUUUUUUGUUCUCAUGGUUUUGUCACAGGUAUUAGGUUAUCAGGCAUGAAUCUUAGAGGAAAAAACACAGUCCCGCCGAUCAUUUGUGGGCUUAAACAGCUCAAAAGGAUUGAACUUGUAGAUAUCAACUUACGCGGAGAAUUUCCAAGAGCUCUAUACAACUGCUCAAAGCUGGAAAUUCUUGAUCUUUCUCGGAACCAAUUCCAUGGAACAUUGCCUAAUGACCUUCAUCGAAUGUCUAGCCUAACUCGCUUGGAUCUCACUGGAAACUUCUUCAGUGGCACAAUUCCAGCAGCUGUUGCUCAGCUUUCCAAAUUGCAGGUGCUGCUUCUAGGAAGGAAUAAUUUCCAAGACUCGAUACCCCCAGAGAUUGGAAAUCUUUCAAACCUUACGAUAUUGGAUUUAUCAUACAUGUCGGGAAGAUUUAGUACCAUUCCAAAGGAACUAGGUGAGCUGAAGUACUUGAAAAAACUUAUACUUGCGCGUUCAAAUUUGAUUGGAAACAUACCAGAAACCUUUUCUGGUCUUGCCAGUCUUGAAAAUCUGGAUCUUUCAAGAAAUUAUCUCAAUGGAACAGUUCCAGCUUUUUUGUUUAGUUUAAAAAAUUUGACAUGUUUAGAUCUUCACCAUAAUCAACUUUCUGGCAGCUUACCAACGCCAGUUAAAGAAUCAAAAUUGUCUAGAGUAGAUCUCUCUCGGAACUUUUUAUUUGGAAAAAUCCCACUACAACUUGAUGCAGACAAUUACUAUGACUUCUCUGGUAAUCGUGACCUCUGUACUUCUAAUCCACACCGCGCUCCAUCUCAAUUACCCAUGUGUAAUAAUCAGAAUCACGGUCACAAACACCGCAGAAUCAUGAUCAUACUCUUUCCAGUCGAAGUUGUAGUAAUUGUUCUACUUUUGCUUUUGUGCUAUACUAUGAAGCAAUCAAGGCUUCCCAUGAAUAGACAGUUUUGGAAGAAGCAAAAGAGUGAAGAUUAUCAGUUAAUUCGUUUUGGAAGAAGCUUAGACUUCACGGAAAGUGAUAUUUUGCAGAACUUAACUAAAGAGAAUUUGAUUGGGAGUGGAGGAUCAGGAAAAAUAUAUAGAGUUGGUGUCGAUCCAGAUGGGAGUUAUGUUGCUGUCAAAAGAAUAUGCAAUGAAAACCAAUUGGACCAGAGACUGGAGAAACAGUUUCUUGCAGAAGUUCAAAUAUUGGGUGGGAUUCGACAUGCUAACAUCGUUAAGCUGAUUUGCUGCAUUUACAAUGAGAACUCAAAACUUCUGGUUUAUGAGUACAUGAAAAAUCAAAGCUUAGACAAAUGGUUACAUCACAAGAAAAGAAGUGCAUUAUCGGUCAGUCAAGUUCAAGACACUGUCUUGAGAUGGAAUAUUAGGCUGCGCAUAGCAAUUGGAGCAGCACUUGGUCUUUGUUAUAUGCACCAUGAUUGCUCCCCUCCUAUCAUUCAUCGAGACAUUAAAUCAAGUAAUAUCCUUCUUGAUGAUGAAUUGAACCCCAAAAUUGCAGAUUUUGGACUGGCAAAAGUUGUAUCUCAGCGUGGAGAUCAUCACACUGAGACAGCUUCUGCAGUUGCUGGUACUUUUGGUUACAUUGCUCCAGGUACUUAUUGUCUUCUUAGCUCCAUGACCAAUUUUACUUCUUAUUUUCUUUGUUCAUCUGAAAUUACAUAUCUUUUGUCUGAAUUUCACUCAGAGUAUGCUUAUACAAGGAAGGUGAAUACGAAGAGCGAUGUCUAUAGCUUUGGUGUGGUGUUAUUGGAGCUAGCUACGGGGAAGGAACCCGUUAACAAAAAUGAACAUAUGAACCUAGCACAAUGGGCGUGGAAGCACUGUGAAGAAGGCAGCCCCAUUGUUGAUGUUCUUGAUAACGAAAUCAUGGAACCAGCAGUCUUGAAAGCUAUGACUGCUGUCUUUAAAUUAGGACUAAUGUGUACUAACAAGUUAGCAUAUUCUAGGCCGUCCAUGACGGAACUACUGCAAACUCUUCUACUCUUUGAUUACUAGCUGCUUAUUCAAGAAAUGGAGAUGAUGGUUACUCCUUGCUGAUCAAAUGUAGAUUUGCCUUUAAGAGAGGAUAAUAUUAAUGGAUUCUUCCAUUGAGUUUGAUUUUUAAAAAUUUAAAUAC